AUGAAGAUGACGUUUUCCAGGAUUGGCGCCGUCGGCAAGGGGCUGCUGCGCAACGAGAACGUCAGCCUGCCCCACCUGAAGGGAAAGGUGGUCCUCGGCCGCGUCGCCGCGGUGGACGACAACGGCUUCUACCGGGUCGAGACGGGUUUCAAGACGUGUGUGUUCUCUCCCAUGAUCCCCCGCGAAUCCCUCGGACCCGACCUCGGGCCUUCGCCUCCGGUGAUGUUUCACGAGAAGGAGCUGAGGCGAUCGCCCGGCACGCGCCUGAAGGAGGAGCCCAUCCCCGAGAUAGGCGACCAGCUUCGCCUGAUGGUGCGCCACGUGCAGAACCCGAUGGGAGAGAUGGAGCUCUCCAACACGCAGCGCGAGUUGGAGGAGCGAGAGUUUGCGCUCUGGGGGGAGAUCAAGGCGACGCGUUCGCGAGGCGGGCUGAUCAAGGGGCGGGUGUUGAACGUCUGCAAAGGGGGCUGGUCCGUGGGCAUCGCGGGUUACGUCGCGUUCCUGCCCAACAACUGCGUCAAGCCGUACGACGGUCGCGCCAAGCCGCCGCUGGGCGAGCUGCUGCAGUUUCGGAUCCUCAAGAUCAGGGACGACAUCCGCAACAUAGUGGUGGAGGGACCGCUCAGCGACGGGGGCGGGCUAGACGCGGAGUCCACGCCGGGAGGAAGGGAGGCUACGCCGCGGGAGAAGAUGCGCAAGGCGUGGGCGCGGAGACACGAGGAGGAGGAGAGGAUCGCGCUCGGGUCUCACGCCGCGUCUCCCGCCGCGGAUGAUCUGAAGGAUUUUUGGCGUCGAAAGGGACGGGGCGCGGCGGCGGCGGCGACGGCGUCGGCGGCGGCGGACGGCGAACGCGACGGAACGCCGGCGGUGGAGAAGAAGGAGACCGCGCCGCUGGAGAGGGAGGCUGCGGACGGUCGACCGAUGUGGGGGGGCGACAAGGACGAGGACGAGGGCGCCAAAGAACCGUAGCGAUGCGUCGAGACCGAGUCGUCAUUCAAUUUCCCGAUUCAUCAAUC
Micromonas commoda is the source of this 1016-nucleotide messenger RNA. RefSeq lists its product with no specific name. The record is from RefSeq and is a predicted model, not a curated record. Lineage: Eukaryota; Viridiplantae; Chlorophyta; Mamiellophyceae; Mamiellales; Mamiellaceae. The transcript is spliced from 2 exons. Bases 1 to 969 code for a protein of 322 amino acids.